ACUCUACACUGGAGCGAUUUCAUCAUCCUGGUCUUCUCGCAUUACGGGCUGUCCAUGCUUGUUCUUCUCCGCGGGGCUGCUGCAUCGGCACUGCUGAGGACCACCGCUGACAUUCCCUCCCUCUGCUCGGUGCCACAGGUCCGGUCUGUUCGGUUGGCUCGCCCCCACAACCGGCCCUUUUCCACGUCCGCCCGCCUUUCCAAGAAGAACAAGCAGAAGAGCCUCUGGCGGCUGGAAGAAGGACGAGCAACUAUGGACGGCGACGUGGAGCAAAUCCUCGCCCCUUUGAGGCUAGCAGUCAAGGAACAAGGGGAUCUGGUGCGAGAAAUGAAGCAGGACGGCGCUCCCGAUGUGGAUGUUACCAAAGCGGUGGCUGAACUCAAAGCAAGGAAGCGGAAUCUGGAGGCCAAGGAGCUAGCGUUGCAACCCAAAGAUGACAUUGUCGACAGAACCAAGAUGGAGGACACCCUAAAGAGGCGUUUCUUCUACGAUCAGGCCUUCGCCAUCUAUGGCGGGGUGAGCGGCCUGUACGACUUCGGGCCGGUGGGCUGCGCCUUGAAGAACAACAUACUGCAGGCGUGGAGGCAGCACUUCAUCCAGGAAGAGCAGAUCCUGGAGAUCGACUGCACCAUGCUGACCCCCGAGCCAGUCCUCAAGACAUCAGGACACGUAGACAAGUUUGCUGACUACAUGGUGAAAGAUGUCAAGAAUGGAGAGUGCUUCAGGGCGGACCAUCUCCUCAAAGCACAUCUCCAGAAGAUGAUGGCUGACAAGAAGUGUACUGCAGAAAAGAAGGCCGAGAUGGAGGACGUCAUCACACAGAUGGACAACUCCACCCAGCAAGAGCUGACCGACCUCUUUGUCAAGUACAACGUCAAGUCCCCCACCACAGGAAAUGACCUCACACCUCCCAUCUCCUUCAACCUUAUGUUCCAGACCUCUAUCGGACCAGGAGGGAACAUGCCAGGCUAUCUGAGGCCUGAAACCGCUCAGGGAAUCUUCCUCAACUUCAAGCGAUUGUUGGAGUUCAACCAGGGAAAACUCCCCUUCGCUGCUGCUCAGAUAGGAAACUCCUUCAGGAACGAAAUCUCGCCUCGCUCUGGACUCAUCCGUGUUAGAGAGUUCACCAUGGCUGAGAUUGAGCACUUUGUGGACCCCAGUGAGAAAGUCCACCCCAAGUUCUCCAACGUGGCCGACCUGGACAUCCUGUUGUACUCCUCCAAGGCUCAGACCAGCGGCCAAUCUGCACACAUCAUGAGGCUCGGAGAUGCUGUGGAGCAGGGUGUGAUCAAUAACGCCGUCCUGGGGUAUUUCAUCGGUAGGAUCUACCUCUAUCUCACUAAAGUCGGAAUAGCCAAAGACAAGUUGCGUUUCCGCCAGCAUAUGGACAAUGAGAUGGCCCACUACGCCUGCGACUGCUGGGAUGCCGAAACCAAAACCUCCUACGGUUGGAUCGAGAUCGUGGGGUGCGCCGAUCGCUCCUGCUUCGACCUGAAAUGCCACGCCCAAGCCACCAAGGUGCCCCUGGUCGCAGAGAAGCCGCUGAAAGAACCCAAAGUCGUGAAUGUAGUCCAGUUUGAGCCCAACAAAGGAGCCAUCGGCAAGGCUUACAAGAAGGACGCCAAGAUGGCCAUGGAGUACCUGGCUGUGUGUGAUGAAUGCUUCAUCUCUGAAAAGGAGCAGCUCCUCAACGAGACCGGAGAGUUCACCAUCGAGGUGGAGGGAAAGCCGUUCCAACUGACCAAAGACAUGGUGGCGGUGAAGCGAUUCCAGAAGACGCUGCACGUGGAGGAAGUCGUCCCCAACGUCAUCGAGCCAUCGUUCGGCAUUGGCAGGAUCAUGUACACCAUCUUUGAGCACACCUUCCACGUCAGAGAGGGCGACGAGCAAAGGACGUUCUUUAGCUUCCCAGCCCCUGUCGCUCCAUACAAGUGCUCUGUUCUACCUCUGAGUCAAAACCAGGAAUUUGUGCCUUUCGUUAAAGAGCUGUCCGAGGCCAUGACCCGAAUCGGCGUGUCCCACAAGGUGGACGACUCCGCGGGGUCCAUCGGGAGGCGCUACGCACGGACGGACGAAAUCGGUGUGGCCUUUGGCAUCACCAUCGACUUCGACACUGUUAACAAGACGCCGCACACCGCCACUUUGAGGGACCGUGACUCUAUGAGGCAGAUCCGAGCCGAGGUGAGCGAGCUGCCCGUGAUCAUUCGGGAUUUGGCCAACGGUACGCUGACCUGGGCAGAAGUGGAAGCCAAGUAUCCCAUCUUUGAAGGACAGGAGACCAGCAAGAGGGACGCGGCAGAGGAGUGAAGCAUCCUCUCUUCUCUCAUCCGCCCGUAGGCCUCUCCACAGACUUCUGUUGCAUUUGCAUCACCCAGGAAGAUCAUCAUCACGAUGAGCUUGUAUUGAUCACGUCCACAAGGAUUUCCAUUUCCAUUGCAUUUCCAACCAUGUAUGACCACAACGUCUUGUUUUAAAAAAAGAAAAAGAAAAGGGAGAAACUGGCAUCAGGGUGCGUCUUCGACUGAAGGAAGACUAGACUGCCACUAUUCUGCUUUUCAGGCAGACUAGAUUGAGAUAUUUAACACUCAAUAAAAACAGCCAGCACUUACUGGAUAUGUGCA
Messenger RNA from Phyllopteryx taeniolatus (common seadragon), 2621 nucleotides. RefSeq names its product glycine--tRNA ligase-like. Gene Ontology annotation, cellular component: cytoplasm; mitochondrion. The record is from RefSeq and is a predicted model, not a curated record. The transcript has 17 exons. NCBI's taxonomy places the organism in Eukaryota, Metazoa, Chordata, Actinopteri, Syngnathiformes, Syngnathidae. Gene Ontology annotation, molecular function: ATP binding; glycine-tRNA ligase activity. Bases 55 to 2307 code for a protein of 750 amino acids. Gene Ontology annotation, biological process: mitochondrial glycyl-tRNA aminoacylation.